UAAAUUAUGUAAAUGCAGUGUUAUUGCCGCUACGCUGUCAAAAUGACAUGAACACAGCGAGGAUGGAGCGGGCGGGGCGCCGCGCUAAGGCGGGCUCACUGAGCGGUUUGUCAGGCGGCUUGCCGAGCGGAUUGUCAAGCGGUUUGCCGAGCGGCGCGAGCGUGCGGCGCCAGCGUUCGCUCGAGUGGUCUGGCGACCGCUACAGCAGCAGCGACGACGACCGCCCGUCGCAGCCGCCGCUCGCCGACCGCGUGUUUGCUGAGCUCCUUGCGCAGGCCACACAGCAGUUCGAUAAUGAACAGCGUCGGAUAUACGGAUCGCAGGCUGGCGAGGAGACCCGGUAUGUCAGCAGUCCUCAAAGACAAUCCUCGCCGUUCCCUCACGAGAGUACCAACCGUCGCUUCUACCGGAGGAACAGAAACUCAAAAGGUGAAGAGAUAUUCAACGGCGAGACAGGCGGGACUUUGUCACGUCGCACCAGACGCGCAGAGGACUUCACACACGACAACAACGCGCGAAACGCACGCCUAUGCCUCAAUAAUGGUACAUCAGGCUCAGGGGCGCAGAGCGAGCGCGAAUGUGAGUCGCCUCCGGAGCCUGCGCCCCCGGAGGUGCCUCCACGGGGCCCUUCGCUGCACGUCACGCUGAGACACCGGCCCGCACCCUGUGACGCGCCUGCGGAGCCCGACCGACUAUAUCUAUCUGAAGAGUUCGUAAUGUCGGAAGGGGGUCACGGCGGCAGUGGAGCAUACCCCGCCAGAUCGCCCAUGUCCAGCUCCACCACCGGCCACUCGAGCUCCAGCCAUCACAGGUUCGGAAUGAUCAUUUAUCAUAAUAAACCCAUCAUUUAUCAUCCAUACGCUUACCAUAAACCAUGUUUUGCGGAAAACGAAAAACUGCGGCCGCAACUCCAAGUCCCAGCUUCACUAUUAAAAUGUCCAUUGUUAGAUAGAGGUAUAAUGUAA
Molecule: messenger RNA, 965 nt
Organism: Pectinophora gossypiella (pink bollworm)
Lineage: Eukaryota; Metazoa; Arthropoda; Insecta; Lepidoptera; Gelechiidae
Exons: 6
Coding region: 48-965 (305 amino acids)
Source: RefSeq, a predicted model, not a curated record